Anguilla rostrata (American eel) is the source of this 1616-nucleotide messenger RNA. Its product is annotated as tryptophan 2,3-dioxygenase A-like. Bases 92 to 1315 code for a protein of 407 amino acids. The transcript is spliced from 12 exons. The record is from RefSeq and is a predicted model, not a curated record. NCBI's taxonomy places the organism in Eukaryota, Metazoa, Chordata, Actinopteri, Anguilliformes, Anguillidae. Gene Ontology annotation, molecular function: metal ion binding; heme binding; L-tryptophan 2,3-dioxygenase activity.
AUUUACUCACUUUGAAAGAGUUCAGAACUAGAACACAGACAGAGGCACAGAAGACUGACAAAAAUAGCUAUUUCAGACGGCUGGACUAACCAUGAGCGGAUGUCCGUAUUUUGGAAAAAAGCAUCUGUUACCUCAGAACAAGCUUCAGCUUGAGGAAGAAGAGGAUGACUCACAGGAAGGUGUCAACAAGGCAAGCAAAGGAGGCAUCAUCUAUGGGGACUACCUCCAGCUGGACAAGGUGGUGACAGCUCAGGUUCUUCAGAGCGAGCUAGGGGGCAACAAAAUCCACGAUGAACACCUUUUCAUCGUCACCCACCAGGCUUAUGAACUCUGGUUCAAACAGAUACUGUGGGAACUGGAUUCAAUACGAGAUAUUUUCAUAAGUGGCCAUGUUCGUGAUGAAAGGAACAUGCUUAAGGUGGUGACACGACUGCACAGAAUCACCAUGAUUUUUAGGCUGCUGGUCAACCAGUUUUCCGUCCUGGAAACGAUGACCGCCUUGGACUUUUUUGACUUCCGCGAUUACCUGUCCCCGGCCUCCGGGUUCCAGAGCCUACAGUUCCGCCUGAUGGAAAACAAGAUUGGCGUUGCGGACAGCCAGAGGGUCCCUUAUAACCGACGCCACUACAGGGACAACUUCCAAGGCCAGGACAGCGAGAAGCUGCUGCAAUCCGAGCAGGAGCCGACGCUGCUGCUUCUAGUGGAUCAAUGGCUGGAGAGAACCCCAGGACUGAAGGAAGAAGGGUUCAAUUUUUGGGGGAAAUUACACGCCAACAUCAAAGAAUGGCUGAGACUGGAGAAGGAAAAUAUUGAGAAAAUUCCAGAGUCGGAGACAAAGGAGGAAAUGAUGGCGGAAUUCAGCAAACAGAAAGAAAUCUUCACUGCUCUUUUUGAUGAGAAGCGCCAUGACCACCUGUUGAGCAAAGGAGAGAGAAGGCUGUCAUACAAGGCACUCCAGGGAGCGCUGAUGAUCUACUAUUAUAGAGAGGAGCCCCGAUUCCAGGUGCCGUUCCAGCUCCUGACCUUCCUGAUGGACAUCGACACCCUCAUGACAAAGUGGAGAUACAACCAUGUGUGUAUGGUGCACCGAAUGAUUGGCAGCAAAGCUGGAACUGGAGGAUCAUCUGGCUACCACUACCUGCGUUCCACUGUCAGUGACCGUUACAAGGUCUUUGUGGAUUUGUUCAACCUGGCCACCUUCCUGGUGCCUCGUAAGUGGGUUCCUAAACUGAAUCCCAACGUCCACACAUUCCUCUACACCGCUGAGUGUUGUGACAGCUCUUACUGCAGCAGUGAGGACUCUGACUCAAACUAGGACGCAAUUGGCCAAAAACACUGAUCUUUCUUGCGGUCUCCUUUCAAAAAAUAAAUGCAAACACAUAAUGCAUCUUCCCACGCAUUUUACAUGGAAUAUAUGUAAAUACUAUUUAUAUAAUUUAUAUGCAGCAUUAAGUUGAUCUGUGUGACUAUGUAAUUUAUGUACAUAGGCUGAUUUAUGAUAUAAAUAGGCAUCCUUGAUUGAUUUUUACUUUUGACAUUUAGAAAAUCUGCAUGUUUAGCUAAUGUAUUUGUCUGUGUAAAAUAAUUUAAGUGCAAAAUAAAGAGAUUUCUGUUUA